Messenger RNA from Asterias rubens (European starfish), 1864 nucleotides. RefSeq names its product monocarboxylate transporter 13-like. Gene Ontology annotation, molecular function: transmembrane transporter activity. Gene Ontology annotation, biological process: transmembrane transport. The transcript is spliced from 6 exons. Lineage: Eukaryota; Metazoa; Echinodermata; Asteroidea; Forcipulatida; Asteriidae. The coding region runs from base 109 to 1680 and encodes 523 amino acids. The record is from RefSeq and is a predicted model, not a curated record.
CCCUCCACCAGGAUAACGAUGCGAGUCCAAUAACAUCAGUACCAGCGGAGCUCAGCAACACAUCAACGCCGUGCUAAAGCGAGUUUGUUCCCGCGAGCGUUUCCAGCUAUGAGGGACAUCUUAGCUCGGUGUUCGGGAUGGAGGUGGUGGGGCUGGGUGGUGACUUUCUUCGUCUUGGUCGAGCUUUUCGUCAUCUUCGGACCGUUGUAUAACUUCAGUAUUUUAUUUGUGAGUUUGAGGAAGGAAUUCAAAUCAAGUGCUGCCUUGACUGGAUCAGUUGGUUCUGUAGCCAAUGGAUUGGUUUAUUUCUUCAGUCCGGUAGCCGGACUCCUUCUGCGACGGUUCAGUCCCCGUACCGUGGUCACGUCAGGAGUGGUGAUCUACAGCCUGGGACUACUCACCACAUCUUUCGUGCCCAACAUAGGGCUUGCCUUCCUGACGUUUGGAAUCCUGCCAGCCUUUGGAGCUGGACUCCUGAUGCACAUCGCACCUCGUCUUCUGUUCGAGUGGUAUCCGAAGAAGCAUAAUGUGCGUGCUGUUAGUCUUGGAUUCCUUGGAACUUCUGCAGGAAUGUUGUCAUUCGCUCCGGUCAUGAACGUUCUCAUCACACACUACGGCUGGCGAACAACCCUCAAGUUACUCAGCGGAGCCUCGCUUCUCAUCGGACUCCUCAGUGGACUGUUCCUGUCGCCCCCUCCGGUAAGACGACGCCAGUCCGUCAGAUCAUCUCUCUCGGUUUCUCCAACAGCCACUCCUACUCCCGAUGCGCUGGCAACCAUCACGCCACUUCAGGCCGACGAAAGAGAAGUAAACCUUGUAGAUAAAGGCACAGAUGUAUUCAGCGAAGAGUCUUGUUUAGAGACAGAGGUAGACGGAAAUGAACACGAAAUUGCCACCCAAGGGGAUGAUAGUAUUAGGGAACGGGUUGAGAAGAAAGAGGACAUUAUUGAAGAGACGGACUUUAGGACGAAGGGGGUAAAACAAGCACUUCGCUCCGCCAACGCUUGGCUUUAUUCAUUGUCUGUGAUCUUUGCCAUGAUCGCUUGGGCUUUUGUCAUCAUAAAUAUGGCUAGCUUCAUGAAAAAUCUUGGUUUUUCUACGGAUCAGACUUCGCUGGUACUCGUCAUCAUAGGUGUAUGUGAGAUCGCAGGGAAAGUUGUGACAGCUCUGUGUGGGGACCAUCUGCCGUUCCUACAGAUACUCGCGUUUGCCGCCUCGUCUUUACUCGGCGCUGUGGCGGCCGGCUUCAUGAUAUUCGCCAACAGUAUAACAGAUAUGAUCAUACUUUCGGUCGUAAUAGGUGUACUGCGUGGUAUUUUCUUCGGCAUUGGAUUCCCAGCUGGAUUUGAAUUGAUUGGCAAGUCCUACGAACCAGACACCGCAACCAACGUUCUGGUCAUGCCAUGGGGUGUUGGUUUUCUGAUUGCAGCACCACUCUCAGGUGGACUGUUUGAUUUGACAGGAGACUAUACCCUGAGCCUGCUCGUCUUGAUUGGAUCGUUUAUUCUCUCAGCCGCAUGCGCAGUUAUGGUCUCAAUCAGAAGGAAUGUAAGAUCCUUGAACUGCUGUUACAGACGGAGUGUAGACAAAGAAGGCCAAGAUGAUCUCAAAGAUAAAGCGCAACAUUCAAUGCAAGCUGGGGCAGUGAACGAAGGUUACGAUGGGGACCGCAAUGAGUGAUGGUUUUUACGUGACAAAACAUUGUCAUAGAAUUAUAUAAGAUAUGUAACUUUUAUCAGCUGUUUCUUUAAAAGAAAACCAAUGGUGCAGCUAUUGUACAUACUUGAUACAGAAUUGAAAAAAACACACACUUUAUAAUGGUAUAUUUAUAUAAUGAAUAGGGUAGAUGGCCUUAGCUUUCGAU